Molecule: messenger RNA, 2448 nt
Organism: Salvia miltiorrhiza (redroot sage)
Lineage: Eukaryota; Viridiplantae; Streptophyta; Magnoliopsida; Lamiales; Lamiaceae
Product: pentatricopeptide repeat-containing protein At4g30700
Exons: 1
Coding region: 68-2425 (785 amino acids)
Biological process (GO): RNA modification
Molecular function (GO): protein binding; zinc ion binding; RNA binding
Source: RefSeq, a predicted model, not a curated record
AAAGUAGUGAAAAAGAUGCAUGUUAAAAUGAGCUGAAGAAAAGCUAAGCUAUUUGUGUGCAGCUCCAAUGGUGUGCAGAGCCAUAUCUCAUCCUCCUCGAGAUAGAAACCAGUUGUUAAAGUUGAUCAACCUCUCCACCGCUCUCUCUCACCUCAAUCAGACCCACGCCCAGCUCAUCCUCAACGCCCACCUCCACGACAACAUCGUCGUCACCAAAUUCCUUCAAAAACUCCUCGACUUCAAAGCUCCGGCGCAAGCCAAACUCCUCUUCGCCAAAGCCCAGGCGCCCGAUCUCUUCCUCUACAACGCCCUCAUCAAAGGCCUCAGAGACACCCCCUUCGAUUCCCUAUCCCUAUACAACACUCUACUCCGAAAAUCACACCUCAAACCCGAUAAUUUCACUUAUUCCUUUCUCAUCUCGGCUUUCUCGCGAUCCUCGUCGCCCGCGUCUCCGAAAGUCGCGGUUUUGCUUCACGGGCACGCGGUGGUUUCCGGGUUCGGAUCGGAUGUGUUUGUGGGCUCCGCUCUAGUCGACGCGUACACGAGGUUUUCCAAGUUUAGGCAGGCGCACAAGGUGUUCGACGAAAUACCUGAACCGGAUACGGUUCUCUGGAACACGUUGCUUUCCGGGUUGGUGAAGAAUUCCCGCUUCGACGAAUCGCUUGCGGUGUUUGGCGACAUGAUUCGGAGAGCUGCGCGGCUUGAUUCCACUACUUUGGCCGUCGUGCUCUCCGCGGUGGCUGAGCUGCAGCGUUUCAGAGAUGGGAUGCUGCUGCAGGCAUUGGCUAUCAAGGUUGGCUGCCAUUUCGACAAGCACGUGCUUACUUGUUUGGUCUCGUUGUACUCUAAGUGUGGAGAUGUCUCGACUGCUCGAUUGCUGUUUGAGCUGAUUGGGAGGCCGGAUUCGAUUGCCUACAACGCGAUGAUAUCUGGUUUGUCGUGUAACGGUGAAGCUGAGCAGUCGCUGCAGCUGUUUCAAGAACUGCUUUCAUCGGAGCACAGAGUUAGCUCGAGUAGCGUAGUUGGUUUGAUUCCGGUUUUCCAUCCGUUUGGCCGUUUAGAUCUCACUCAAACCAUCCAUGGCUUGUGUAUCAAGUCUGGUUUCACCUCGAAUUCCCCUGUCUCGACUGCAUUGACAACGGUUUACAGCCGGCUUAACGAGCUACAUCUUGCUAGGAGCCUCUUUGACGAGUUACCCGACAAGCCUCUAGCGUCGUGGAACGCAAUGAUAUCUGGUUAUGCUCAAAAUGGCCACACGGAGAAGGCGAUAUCCCUUUUUCAUGAGAUGCAGGAGCUCGAUAUUCGGCCUAACCCUGUCACCAUCACCAGUAUUCUCUCGGCUUGCGCUCAGGUUGGCGUGUUAGGGUUGGGGAAAUGGCUUCAUCGUUUGAUCGAGGAGGAGUGUUUAGAACCUAGCAUCUACAUAUCAACUGCUUUGAUCGACAUGUACAUGAAAUGUGGGAGCGUUGAGGAGGCUAGGAAGUUAUUCGAUGCCAUGGUGGAAAGGAAUGCAGUGACUUGGAAUGCCAUCAUCUCUGGCUACGGCCUUCAUGGAGACGGGAAGGAGGCGCUGAGGUUGUAUCGAGAAAUGCAGGAGGCCGGAGUCCCCCCAACGGGCGUGACUCAUCUCUCUGUUCUGUAUGCUUGCAGCCAUGCCGGUUUGGUGGAAGAAGGUGAAAGAAUGUUCCGUUCCAUGAUCCAUGAUCAUGGCUUUGAGCCCAAAUCCGAGCACUACGCGUGCAUGGUGGACAUUCUUGGGCGGGGUGGGCGGUUGGAGGAGGCCGUGGAGUUCAUUACCAACAAGAUGCACUUUGCACCGGGCCCUGCUCAGUGGGGGGCGUUGCUAGGCGCCUGUAUGGUUCACAAGAACACCAAGCUAGCGCGUCUGGCCUCUGCUCGACUGUUUGAGAUGGAGCCGGGGAACAUAGGUUACCACGUUCUGCUCUCGAAUAUACACUCCACCAAUAGCAACUUCUCAGAGGCUGCUUCUCUGCGUCAAGUGGUGAGGAGGAAGACGCCCGGGUGCACCUUGAUUGAGGUGAAGGGGCGCGCGCAUGUGUUCACUUCGAGUGACCGGUCCCACCCUCAGUCGGGGGAGAUCUACGCCACGCUGGAGCGGGUGAUGGGGAAGAUGAAGGAUGAAGGGUAUCAAGCAGAGACAGUGAUGGCACUGCAUGAUGUGGAGGAGGAGGAGAAGGAGCUGAUGCUCAAGUUUCAUAGUGAGAAACUGGCUAUUGCUUUUGGGCUUAUGAUGUGUGAAGAUGGAGAUGAGAUUAGGAUUAUUAAGAAUCUUAGGGUGUGUUUAGAUUGUCAUAAUUUUACUAAGUUUGUGUCUAAGAUUAGUGACAGGAAAUUAACUGUCAGAGAUGCUAAUAGGUUUCAUCAUUUUCAACAUGGUGAGUGUUCAUGUGGAGAUUAUUGGUAACAGAAUUGUUCAAACCUUCAAAA